AGGAUGCCAGCCCCCAUCAGACUGCGGGAGUUGAUCCGGACCAUCCGGACAGCAAGAACCCAGGCAGAAGAGCGUGAGAUGAUCCAAAAGGAAUGUGCUGCUAUCCGGUCAUCUUUCCGAGAGGAAGAUAACACAUACCGAUGCAGAAAUGUGGCAAAGCUGCUGUAUAUGCACAUGCUGGGAUACCCUGCACAUUUUGGACAGUUGGAGUGCCUCAAGCUCAUUGCCUCUCAGAAAUUCACAGACAAGCGCAUUGGGUAUUUAGGUGCCAUGUUGCUGCUGGAUGAGAGACAGGAUGUCCAUCUUCUUAUGACCAAUUGCAUCAAGAAUGACCUUAAUCACAGCACGCAAUAUGUGCAGGGGCUGGCACUCUGCACUCUUGGCUGCAUGGGCUCCUCAGAAAUGUGCAGAGACCUUGCAGGAGAGGUGGAAAAGCUCCUCAAAACUUCCAACUCCUAUCUUAGGAAGAAGGCAGCAUUGUGUGCUGUUCAUGUCAUUAGAAAGGUGCCUGAACUCAUGGAGAUGUUCCUGCCAGCCACCAAAAACUUGCUGAAUGAGAAGAACCAUGGUGUUCUUCACACAUCAGUUGUCCUCCUCACAGAGAUGUGUGAGAGAAGCCCAGACAUGCUUGCACACUUUAGAAAGAAUGAAAAGCUUGUUCCCCAAUUAGUUCGUAUUCUGAAGAACCUUAUUAUGUCUGGGUAUUCACCAGAGCAUGAUGUGUCUGGGAUCAGUGACCCCUUUUUGCAGGUACGAAUCCUGCGGUUACUAAGAAUUCUAGGGCGAAAUGAUGAUGAUUCUAGUGAAGCAAUGAAUGAUAUACUUGCACAGGUUGCCACUAAUACAGAAACAAGUAAAAACGUGGGAAAUGCCAUUCUCUAUGAAACUGUGCUGACUAUUAUGGACAUAAAAUCUGAGAGUGGACUGCGAGUGUUAGCCAUUAACAUCCUAGGCCGUUUCUUAUUAAACAACGACAAAAAUAUUAGAUAUGUAGCUUUGACAUCAUUGUUGAAAACUGUGCAGACAGACCAUAAUGCAGUACAGCGGCAUAGAAGCACGAUUGUGGACUGCCUGAAGGAUCUGGAUGUCUCCAUUAAAAGGCGUGCAAUGGAACUGAGUUUUGCUCUUGUUAAUGGGAACAAUGUCCGUGGAAUGAUGAAGGAGUUGCUGUAUUUCUUAGAUUCCUGUGAACCAGAGUUCAAGGCAGACUGUGCAUCUGGAAUAUUUCUUGCAGCUGAAAAAUAUGCUCCUUCCAAACGCUGGCACAUAGACACAAUUAUGAGAGUCUUAACAACGGCAGGAAGUUACGUUCGUGAUGAUGCUGUUCCAAAUCUGAUUCAGCUAAUAACUAAUAGUGUGGAGAUGCAUGCCUACACUGUGCAGAGACUCUACAAAGCCAUCCUUGGUGAUUACUCCCAGCAGCCCCUGGUGCAAGUGGCUUCUUGGUGCAUAGGAGAGUACGGAGAUCUUCUGGUGUCUGGUCAGUGUGAAGAGGAGGAACCUAUACAGGUAACAGAGGAUGAAGUUCUUGAUAUUUUAGAAAGCGUCCUGAUAUCUAAUAUGUCUGCAUCUGUUACACGAGGCUAUGCUCUCACUGCCAUCAUGAAGCUUUCCACAAGGUUCACCUGCACUGUCAAUCGCAUUAAGAAGGUAGUUUCCAUUUAUGGCAGCAGCAUUGAUGUGGAGCUACAGCAGAGGGCAGUGGAAUAUAAUGCACUUUUCAAGAAAUAUGAUCACAUGAGGCCAGCCCUGCUUGAGAGAAUGCCAGUAAUGGAGAAAAUCACCACAAAUGGCCCUACUGAGAUUGUACAGACCAACGGAGAGACAGAGCCAGCGGUACUGGAAACCAAACCUCCACCCUCUGGAUUGCAGCCUGCUAGCCAGGCAAAUGAUUUGUUGGACUUGUUGGGGGGAAGUGAUAUAACACCUGUAAUCCCCACUGCACCUACAAGCAAGCCAGCCUCUGCUGGUGGGGAGCUCCUUGACCUCCUGGGAGACCUCAACCUAACAGGUUCUCCAGUAUCUGCCCCUGCGCCCCAGAUAGCACAGCCUCCGUUCCUGCUUGAUGGACUUUCAUCACAGCCUCUCUUCAAUGAUAUUGCUGCAGGAAUCCCCUCAAUUACUGCGUACAACAAGAAUGGGCUGAAGAUUGACUUCACCUUUGAGAGGUCAAACACCAACCCUAGCGUCACUGUAAUCACGAUACAGGCCUCCAACAGCACAGAGCUGGAUAUGACAGAUUUUGUUUUCCAAGCUGCAGUGCCAAAGACAUUCCAGCUGCAGCUCCUGUCUCCCAGCAGCAGCGUCAUCCCUGCAUUUAACUCGGGGACCAUCACACAGGUCAUUAAAGUCCUGAAUCCACAAAAGCAACAACUACGUAUGCGGAUCAAGUUGACAUAUAAUCACAAGGGCUCAGCAAUGCAGGAUCUAGCAGAAGUCAACAACUUCCCCCCUCAGUCUUGGCAGUGAGGCUCUGGCACCAUUCUUAUUCUCACCCCACCCAAUCAAAAGAACUCUGGGAAGAAGGUUGUGAUCCUUGGCAAUCCCCCAAACUGCACCAUGGGCAUGGGGAACAAAUGAGACCUGCUGAUGAGGAGGAAUUUUCCUGAAGUGAUUGCUGACUUUGAAGCAUAUCUGUUAAGACUAAUCUCCUCUCCUCCGCUGAUGAGGCUGGCAGCUUGUGCACUCCCUCACACAUGCGUUCACAGCCGGAAGCAACAUUCCCUUCUCCCCUCCCCUCCCCCUCCGCCCCCCCGCAAAGAAACAGCCUGGUUGGAAGAGAAGUCUGGAAUUUCUAGCAGGGAAACUUUCUUCUCUCUGCAGCAAGUGAACAGCUGCCCCUUCUUUCUGCUGUCUUUUUCCCCUGGUGUGGGCAAGGCGUGUUGUCAUUCAUUACAAGCUGGAUUCCUUCAGGUACUUUCAUAUGGGGCUCAGACUGGGGACUUGGGGAAUGUCAGGCUGCCCUGCCUCUUUCUUCUUGUAUCCCCUAUGUCUGAAGGGGCUGGAGGCUUCUUACGGCCUAUUCAAUGCAUUAUUGUAUACACCCACCUCUUAGUUAUGUGGUACAUACCAAGAGCAAGUUAGGCCUUGGGAGUUCAUCUGCAAACCUGGGACAGUGCAGGAAGAGAGGUGCUGGGUGAGAGUUGAUAAAAUUGCUUUGGUGCUGUACUUGGAAAUGAAGACCUUACACUUGAUUUUUCUUUCUUUCCAUCAAUAGCUACAGCCAUGCAGAUUCACAGGCAGUCUUCUGUACCUUCCCCAGAAAGUGUGGUGAAGUAUGACAGAUGUAGAGAUCCAAGGAGCAGCUGGUUUUCUACCACAGACAGUUUCAAAGCCUUUUAACCCAUUAGUUGUGGUUUAUGGGUAGAAAAGACAUAUUCAAUUUUGUAGAUCAGUCUUUGAGGGCUCUGUUCCUGCUGGGAGACUCAGAGACUAUGCUGCAAAGUUGCUCUUCCCAGUUAUUCCAGACUUUCUCCCCAAUUUAAUUUCCAGAGCCUGUUGUAGACCCCCUGAAUUCUGUUUGAGUUACUUCUGACUGGGAUAUUUGUGUUGUAUCUGUAAUAUUGGCACUGAAAUAAAGACCAUGCGGUUUAAAGAGACCUUUUCCCAUUUUGUUACUUAAUUGAUCCUUGUAGUUUGCUCUUUGCUCCCCUUUCAGAGAAAUGUGGUAGUUCAGGUUCAGUCUGAAAGUAACUAAACUGUUUUUUUGAAUAGAAGCCAGUCGUUUGAGUAUUUGGAUCCAAAGAUGUGAGGUCCAGUACUCUUCAAAGCUUACAGAAGGCUGUGUUCAGUUAUGCUUCCAAGUGUGAACUGUUGUCGAGGUAGUAGAGUUCCGUGAAUUCUCAUGGAGGCGAUAUAUAGGACAUAAAGCACAGUGUGACAAAACUAUUCAGAUGUUCAGCACUCUUCAGGGAGGGAGAGGGGAGGAUAUCUCUUAGAUCUUCAUCCAUGAAUGUGCUGGUAAGGUGAAGGUACUCCAGCUUCCAACCCAGUGCUUUCUCAAAAGAAAGGGAUGGCACAUCUGCUUUAUUUCUGUUAUAGGGCUUUCCAGAUAGUGAUCAUUCAGUGCUCUGAUGGCAAGCUGAGACACAGCUUUUUGCGUCUGCAAAAGUGCUAACACUAGGCUCCAGUUCUUGCCAAAAACACUGCAAGAGUGGUGCAGUGUACUUGGGGAAAACUGAAGACCUAUUCUGCCCUUGAGUCGGGAUCAGAAGGCCACUAAAGGUUGUUCAGUCUGCUUUGGUUUUAACUGCAUUAAGUAAUAUAACGUAGGACUGACUGUCACUGACUUAAGUGCUGGUCUGUGUAGUGGAAUAAAUUAGCUUCUUUUGGAGGGCAUUUUUGCUGCCUUAUUGAUUAAACAAGUUUGGGCCUUUGGAUUAGCAAAGAGCUUUAUUAUUCUACUGGAACUGGCAUCAGCAUGGAGUUAUAAAAUCUAGAAGAAUGAUGUAUGAUUUCCUAAAAAGAAAUUCUGGGUUGUGGCAGGGUCAUGCCUUGGCUAUCAGUGGUGAGAUAGAUACUGUGCUUCAGCUAGAAGCAUCGUGAAGCAGGCAGUCUUGCAGAAAGUGGCUGAAUCGAAGUCCAUUUGUAGGUGCUGGGUAUUUACCUUUGUUGCUUUCACUGCAGUUGUGACUAUUCACCACCCCACUAGCUCAAGCUCCUUAGUGUUGAAGGCUGAGCAUGUUAAAUCUAGACUCCAGUAAGCUCUGAGGGCGUUACAGAUACGAAGCUAAUGGAAAGUCUUUGCCUUAGUUCCUGAAUGCCCUAUAAGCUCUCCCAUUCUCCUCACAGAAUUGUACAUGGUCACUUGUACUGAAAGCUGGCAUACCUCAAUCUCCAUUUGUUUUUGCUGAGAAAGAGCACUGGUGCAGGAGAUUAGAUAGGGAGAAAGAAGUAAAUGGUCUCUCACCUGGCCUGUUUGUUGCAGCAUAGUUGGGAACAGCUUAUUUCGUCCCUCUUGUUGCACUUGUUUUCUGUCCCCUAGAGCAGCUGGGUUUUGUUGUUGGUCUCUGUCUGGUAAGCAUGUAGGGUUGAUUCCUACUAUGUUCUUGGCUCCUUCAACCACCCUUGCACAGAGUGUUUGUGGUUUGGAAAACGGGCGCUUUGUCAUGUGUUUCCGAGUUGAGCUGAAGGAGGUGGUGCAUGUACCUGAAAUGCAUUUUGCUUGAAGUCAUCCCUUGGCUAUGAAGUACUCCUUUGUAGCAGCUGAACAUUCCUGUUGUCCUUGGAGCUCUUUCCUUUCCCCUUGCUAAGGGAUGGGGUACUAACAUCAUGCCAGAAGGGAGGCCAGGUUUCACAUUUUCCCAUAUCUGCAGUACUAGAUAGCAUUGCUUGCUCCUUGACCCCUAAGUACAUCUCUUAAGCUCUGUGCUGCUGCUUUGUUUUCUCACUGGAGAGUACCCGCAUGUCCACAUCUGAGGCACUCUGAGGAUAGGAUGAGUCUUUUUUUCCACCAGUUGAAUGCAACAAUUCUUACAGGUUUGGUCAACAUCUUCCUGCUUCAGUGUAAGGGGAAUAUAAAAAGAGCAAGAUACAGACUUCAUGGCUAAUCUUACUAAUAUCUGCAUUGGAGACUUUGGAGCUGAGAGAGAUCGAAUGUCUUUUUUUUUUUUUCAAGUGAAUGUAUUUUGAGUC
Messenger RNA from Pygoscelis adeliae (Adelie penguin), 5634 nucleotides. RefSeq names its product adaptor-related protein complex 1, gamma 1 subunit (gene AP1G1). Lineage: Eukaryota; Metazoa; Chordata; Aves; Sphenisciformes; Spheniscidae. Bases 4 to 2469 code for a protein of 821 amino acids. The record is from RefSeq and is a predicted model, not a curated record. Gene Ontology annotation, molecular function: clathrin-cargo adaptor activity. The transcript is spliced from 23 exons. Gene Ontology annotation, cellular component: AP-1 adaptor complex; Golgi apparatus; membrane coat. Gene Ontology annotation, biological process: receptor-mediated endocytosis; intracellular protein transport; Golgi to vacuole transport.